UUUAAUUCACUUAGUGUAUCAUAGUUAACUGGUAAAUCUUAAGAUUAUUUCUAUAGUGAAAGUUUAUGGUUGCCAUUUGUGAAGGUGCAUUAUCGCAUCCACAAACAAAAAACCUAAUUUGGCUAGUUCAGUUAUUUAACUAUAAGCACGUAAAGAUUGAUCCAUUGAACCAGCCACGAUGGAUGACACUGAGAGACCGGAUCCUAUGCUUAAGCAAGUUCCACUUAUAAAAAAUCCUUCUUAUCAACCUCCUCGCCCCAUAACAUUAAAGACUAAUUAUGGUAAGCUAAUACCUACACUAUCUAAUACAGUUAUACCUCCAAAUAUUAAUAUAAGUCAGGCAGAUAUAGAUAAGUGGUUAAAUGAACUAGAAGAUAUCAAGUCAAGAAUAACAAAGAAUGUAGAAACAGAGAAAUUUAAAGAAUGGACAAAUCUACAGAAGAAGACGGUGGCGCCGGGCUUUGAUACUUUUGAAGGGGUGAUGAAACCACAGCAUAAACCUACAGUUGAACCUACUACUUCGACUCUCGAUGAAUCUCAUGAAAGUAACCCAAAUGUAAAUAACAAUGAAAAGGUCGAAGAUCAAGUCAACGAAAUCGAUAAAUUAUUUGGGAAAGUACUAUAAUUUUUGUAGUGUAAUUAAUAUAAUGCAUAUAAUUUUAAUUUUAAUGAAUGUGU
Molecule: messenger RNA, 678 nt
Organism: Scheffersomyces amazonensis
Lineage: Eukaryota; Fungi; Ascomycota; Pichiomycetes; Serinales; Debaryomycetaceae
Gene: MVB12
Product: Mvb12p
Exons: 2
Coding region: 179-625 (148 amino acids)
Source: RefSeq, a predicted model, not a curated record